CCCCUCUUCACACGUCGACGGGAGGACAUCUGGAACCCGGCGGCGAGCUGGACUGGGACUGGAAUUCCGAUGAGGCUGCGGGGGCUGGUUAUCUCGGCCUGCACCCGUUCGUGGCGUUGAUUGAGGUACGCGAGGAUGGUGGACCGCGCGCGAGCUCGUUCAGACUCGCCCCGAGGAGUGUCUGCAUUUGAAGAGCUCGUUGUACGGAGGGAUUUUUCCUUAUGCUGGAGAGGACAUUCGGAGGAAUCGAUUGCGUGGUGCGUGAGGAAGCAAGAAAGACAAGUGACUUCAAAUCAGGCUCAGGCUGCAUAUGUACUCAAGAACGCCGUUAGCCACCAGGCAAUCAAAUACAUAAAUGGACACACACAGAUCCGCACCUCCAAUGCUUU
Molecule: messenger RNA, 389 nt
Organism: Mycena citricolor
Lineage: Eukaryota; Fungi; Basidiomycota; Agaricomycetes; Agaricales; Mycenaceae
Source: the annotation of a GenBank genome assembly